Schistosoma guineensis is the source of this 4995-nucleotide messenger RNA. The record is from the annotation of a GenBank genome assembly. NCBI's taxonomy places the organism in Eukaryota, Metazoa, Platyhelminthes, Trematoda, Strigeidida, Schistosomatidae.
AUUAGCGCGCUGACCAGAUUAGUCGCUACUAUGGAUGGCGGGGACAUGUGUUAUGAUACCAUUUUGGUAGAUGUAUUGGGUUGCAAAGUAGUGAAACCCACCUUAUGAUUAAACUUUUAAGUUUUGUUCUGUGGCUCUUACUGUCGUCCACAGAUCAAAUAUUUACAGAAUUAAUAGGUUAAUCUGUCAAACUAACAGAUAUAUCUGUUGAAAUAAUUUUGAUAGUAUACUAUCAAAAUUAUUUCAAGCUAGACAGAGCGUGCGGCUCUCGUAUUAGAUGUCUUCGAAGCUGGUACUUGGAGGGAACAAAUUCGGAUUGCAAGACUAUUUUAAUUUGCUAUUUUCACUGAUUUAAAACUUUGGUUUGCUAAUGUUGACGAAUCGUCUGUGCUUCGCUGCUAUCGGAGUUAUUCCGUUAAUUUUAGUCACAUUUUUCCUUGUCUUCGAUGUGUGCGGUGAACACUGUCACAAUGACGUCUUUUUGCAGGCUAAACUUGGUAAACUCUCUUAUGCUAGAUGGGUGAAUACGUCAAUUACUUUAAUCUGCUCUGGAAAAGAAUUUACAAGCGUUAUGUGGUAUUCUGUGCGGAAGGUUUACAAAAUGGCUAUUGGAUGUCUUAAAAACGAACAUAGGCAGUUACAUUUAGAUUGGUUUCCUAAUGUUCCUGAAAUAAUUGCAACUUACGUAUCAUAUGAAAAACAAAUUCGUCAAGUGUGUAUAUUUUCGUUAUCAAACGGAAUUCUAACUUCCAGGGUUUUAGUAGAAGAACUAAAUGAUCAAUCAGUUGAUAUGGCGCUAACUACGACAGUAUAUUUUCUACCAAAUUCAAUAAUUACUAAUGUAUUUUUUAUCUGCAAACAGGGUGAAGUGCGAAACGGAACUUGUCAUAGUCGAUUGGGUAACGGCACAUUUUAUAAUGGUGAAAAAAACAUAUAUACAAACAACGAAUUUUAUAAAAUAACCGAUAAAGUUGUUCCUACACAUAUGGGAAAACACGAAUGUUUCGCGAAAAUCAAUGGGACCUAUUACGUUGUAUCAGUUAUUUUCUCAAACAUAAGUAACUGGGUGUAUCCGGAUUCAGUCUCUUAUCGGUUCAUGGGUGAAAAAAUGUGUGGGUCAGAUAUGUGCAUUGAGGCUGCUAAUCAAGGCUACAUGCUGUGUGAUGCCGGGAUCCAUGAUUGCUACGUAGUGAAUAACUCUUAUCGGUGUAAGAAAGGAGUUCCACUAAUAGAUUCCUGUGAGUAUUUGGCUAAAGAUUUAAAUUGGUCUUGUCCACAUGUCUCCGGAAAUUCCCCUGAAAUAGCCGAUUACGGACGGACUCUGCAUAGUGUUUCCUACAACGCCAAAACUCUGUAUCGCAUAAAUCCAGAUUAUAUUUUGAAUUUCACUUCUAAAUUCACUGACUAUGAGAUCAGACAACAGCUUGCUCGCAACAGUGUUUCUGAACGUCGUUCAAUUGCCAGUCAGUUACUUGACAGCAUGAGGUUUGCAUUAGAUAUGUCUCCAACCAUUGUUGCAUCCGGUUAUAAUCGGUCUACAAACUCUACUGCGAAUUCAGAAUUUCUGUCGACUUCAGCUUCCAAAAAACUGCAAACAGUCUCCGUAUUUCUCCAUUUAAUCGCGGAGAUCGCCCGCCAAACCCCCUCUGUUAUCGAUUUAUUAAGAUCCGGCAAAGAAACUGAAAAGAGUUUACGGUUUUGGCAUUUAUCUUCAGAUACAGGCAAUAUAACAAUGAAUAGUUCGCAAGGGAAGGUGAUCAAGUUUUCCAUUAAACCAAAGCAAUCAGAAAUGCAUGAUACAUUCAUCGCCGUGAUCCCAGCUGCCAACUUUCCAGGAGUUCUUCUGACACAACUAGACAAUAUCAAAAAAGUGACAACACCUUCCUUAGACUCAGAUGUUGUAUUGGUCGACACCAACAACGGUCUAUCAUUCACUCUGUCUGUGGAUUUAUCUCAGAAUUCGAAUAUCACUGUAUCAUGUGAACAACUAAAACAGAAUCCCGAAUUUAAAGAACUGUGGAAUGAUGGAAAUUGCAAAACAAUUGUUGUCGGUUCUGAUUUUGAAUGCCAAUGUCUUCCAGCUCAGGGUGGAACAUUCGCGAUCGCUUUGGUUUACUGGUUAGGAUCAUCACAUAUUCCAUUGACACAUGUGUACUCCAUAAGUAUUGUUAAUUAUAUUUUUACUUUCGUAACUAUUGUCGCUUUAUUCCUGUUUUUAAUAUUCACCCGUUUCAUUGGAGUUUUUCGAUUGGAUCAAUUCAACAUAGCGUUUUGCUUAAUGGUUAGCGCAAUUGUCUCUUUGGCGAUUCCACAUACAACUGACAGACAACCAAUUUUGUGCACUAUCAUCGCUGUUGCUGUUUGCUAUUUUCCGUUGGCUGCUUUUUCAUGGAAAUUUAUAUUUGGGUUGAAUACAUUAAUCUUAAUCAUUGCACCACAUUCUCGAUACCAUGACCUUGUUUCUAAACCGAAAAAUUGUUUGCCACUAGUUUGGAUAGGUUAUUUGAGUCCUGCAAUUAUUAUUGGUACAUGGUUUGGCUACACAGGAGAAGUUAGUAACAGUGGUCUCUGCAUUGGUCCCAAAACUCUCCGUUGGUCUUUUGUUGGUCCAAUAACAACAGUUGUUACUUUUAACUUCGUUAUUUUGUUUGUAGUUGGUCUCGUUCUUCUCAGAAAUUAUCUUGUUACUCGCAAAAGUAAACUAAAUAAAACAACACACUUUUUAGUGCUGACGCAGUUGAUGCUAACGUUAGGAAUUCCAUACAUUGCAAUUUAUAUUCAGCUAUUGGACGCUUUCACUAUGCUAAUCGUUGUACCAGUUGCAAUGGCUCUAACAGCUGUACUUAUGUUUCUUCUAGUCGCCGUUUUUGAUGAGGAAAAUCGUCAUUUACUACGAUCCUUUAUUUACAAACACAUCGCACGUUCAAGUGAGUACAGCUCUGGGACAAUGGCAUUGAGAAAUCUAUGCAGGGGAGAAUUAGAGUCAAAGUUUAAAAAAUCUCCUCUCCAUCAUAUGGAGCGGGAUCACUUUUCGUCAAAUUACUUAAGCACACACGCUUUACGCAACCCAGAUAACGGAAAAAGUGCCUAUCAACAUGAUAACACAAUUAGAAGGAAAACACAAGAAUAUAGUUCAAGUAUUGCCUCACCUGAAACUGGUAAUUCAGUUGUACUUUGCGAUUCGAGACAACUAAAUGGGGAGUUAUUUAAUGACAUUUCUUCCACUGAAGAAGAUCACACAGUCGAAAAUAUAAAGAAUGAAGGUGAUGUCAAUCUUGGUUUUCCAAAUAAUCGUUCACAUGUUUUACCAUCUUUCAACAGUCUAGUCACUCGGAUGUAAGUAUUCACAAUAUGUACGUGAAAACAAAUCGGUUGUCCAUUUUAACAACCAUCAAAUUGUUUCUAUUCAAAACAGAUUUAUUCGUGAAAGCGAAGAUCACCGGUUUCUAUUAGUUCAUAUCUUACUUUUAACCAAUAACGAAACCUUCACUUGUACGUCAUAAUUUUUUAAUGUUUUCUUUCUAAAACCUCAGCAUUUUAAGUGGGUAUAUUUCAUUUGUUUGCUAUUUCCGUGUUUAUGCGCACAGGAUGAAGUUCAAUUUUUAAAGCACUAGAAAUUGAUUUUAUAGAUUUUUCCACUUACUGUUGUAUUGUUUGUAUAUAUUAUUUCUCAAUGUAUUGAGCUAAUCUGCGUAAUCUCUACUUCACAUCAAACUGAAUUUUCGAAAUUAAUAAUUUGCCACAUAAUGCAUGCACAAAUAGGUUAAUUUUGAUUUCUUAAAACAUUUAUCGUUUGCAUAAUUUAUUAUGAUUAGCAAUUACAUAUACCUUCUUUGCCACACUAUCGUUACUGCAUUCUUAUAAAAUUUCUUAGGUACUCGGUAUAUCAAUAAACACACAAACCGAAAUUCCCCAAGGCUUGACUGGAUUUACAACUGUUUCUAGUAACUGUGACACUAACUUAUACGAGUAGGAAACAUUGAAAUAACAUCUCAAGGUUUAUUCGGAUCAAUAAAAAAUAGAUAUUUCAGAUUCUUUUCCCUCUGGAAACCCAAUGCACUUUCUCUUUAGUUCAAACAGAGGCUCAUUUCUUGAAAGUGAGGCUAAGUACCAUGUAGUAUUUUGUAAAUGCAAAGCGUGAGGAAAACAAAAUAAAUCAGUGUCUUUCUAAAUAAAUAUUCAAACUUAAGUUUGUUUUACAUUCAUAAAUCAAAAUUAACAGUCCAAAAUAUAAACGGUUUGUUUGUAAAUCCCACGAAUCAAAUAAGCGGUGGAACGUCUGAACAGUCUUCAAUAUAUUCGUUGUACAUUCUUGGGGUCGUCGAUUGUUUUUUGAUGUGAAGAAGCGAUUUCUUACAUUUUGAUGAAUUGUUUCCAGAGAGUUCACUAAUAGUAGCGUUUGGCUUAUUAAAAUCCUGAACAAAAAUAUGAUUUCUGAAAGUUCAACAAGGCAAAAAUAGUGACAAAUUUUUAGACGGAGAAGCGAUUGCAACAAUAAUAGAAAUACUACAACAAAAACAAUCCUUGUAUUCAAUUAUUUCUAGAUUUAAAAGGAUUCAGGUUUGAAAAGACAUUAUCUAAAUUUAUCACCUAUGCAAAUGAAUAUAAAGCGAAUGGAAGCCAAACGCAACAAUUGAAAUUACGCAAAUUUAUCAAAAACGUUGUGGGAUAAUUACAAAAACAUUUUACGUAUACAACCUACGUUUUGUUGGUUUUUUCGUGAGAACUUUUAUGUUCAUUAUUUGCCGAUAUUCUGAUUUCCUGAGAUGCCUGUGUAUAAAUUUAGUGAAAAUAUUAUUAACAUACCUUACUGUUGAUAAUUUACAGCUAUUGGUUAAAAAUAAAUAAACAGCCUUCAUUCUGUGUUAAAAGUGGUAAAUCAAUCUUCAUCGAUGGAUAUCGGUCUAUUUCCAAUAUUGUUAUAAAAUUAGGAAUUCUUACAGUUAAGGCACUCAUCUUUAAAAGAUUUCUCAUACGUUUAUAUGAAGAUUGUCA